GUCCUUGAGAGGGAGGAAACGAGUGCCGUUGCCAUCGCAUCAGGAGAAUUCGUACGAGGAAAACAUAGGCGCGGAUCUUCACUCGCAUCUGACGCUCUCCGCGGGGCCGCGAGAGGAUGAGGAGAAUAGCUUCGAGGACCGCAAUCGGACGGUUCGCAGGCGCAACAUGCCCCAUCAUCCCUUUUCCCCCGAGGACGCGCCUUACAUGCAGGCGUAUAGCCAAAUCCUGCUUGAGAACGACUACCAGACCCACAGGUUGCUAUGCAAGCUCGCACGAGCAGACACGCCGACGUUUCACAACUUCGGCAAGAAGCCGCCUUCGGACGUCCUGGACCUGGGAUGUGGUGAAGGCUUCUGGGUUCUGCAUGCUGCGAAGCUGUGGAAGUCGAGCAACACACGGAUAGUCGGCCUGGACCUCAUCGACGUGCACAACAACGAGGCUGGAGAGGUCCACCCGCAUCUCGAGCCGGAACAUGCUGCGAAGAACGUUGUCUGGAAACGAGCCAACUUCGUCAAGUAUCCGCUGCCAUUUCCAGACAAUUCCUUCGAUCUCGUGCGAAUGGCAAAUCUCACCCUCUGCAUCCCCGUGAGUAGAUGGAAGUUCGUGCUCACACAGGUACGAAGGGUCCUCCGGCCGGGCGGCCGACUGGAGCUCAUCGAUGACGACCUGUUCUUCCCGACGAUCCUCCCUCGCCCAACUAGAGACGACCCGCGUUCACUAUCGAGACCCAACUAUCAGCGCGCGGCCAAUUCCGAGAACAUAGUGCUGGGUCUCUCUUCGCCCAUCUCCCGCGCGCGGUCCGAGAAACCCCUCCCCAAACUCCCUUCCUUCGAGCGCUCGCCCAACUUCAAGAACGGCCACGCGCGUACAUCCUCCGAGGUCGACUUCAGCGCGAACAGCAUUAUCGCAACGCAUCUCGAGACGAUCUUCCAGAACAUGCUCACAAACAGGUACGGCAUCGCCCCCCGCCCGCACACCUUCCUCGAGCACAUGCUCCGCGAGGUCUUCGGCCUUUCCUGCGCGCAUCAGACGCAUCACUUCGAGCUCGCGGUGCCCUCUCGCGAUCUCGUGGAGCAGUGCGAGAACUUCGAGCCCAGCCCCCGCCCAAGGGUUUCGUCGCAUGCGAAACGCUUGAGCGAGGACGAGAAGCGUGGCAAGGGGUCACCGUGGACGCGCACCUCGCCAUCCUCGCCCGUGUUAGCGUCGUCUCCUUUGUCAGGGACCCGCUCACAGCGCACGAGCGACGAGCAUCCGCGCGUAGACCCGGCUAUGCUCCACACGGCCACCCCCAAAGCGCGGCAACUGCUGCUCGGGGACGGGAGCAGCCUCGACAGCCGGACUCCGUCGUGGAAGGAGGCCGGGCCAUACCAGCCACCAGGGCUUGUCCUGUUACCAGCGACGCUUAUUCCCUGCACGCCGCUCGAGCUGGAAAUGCACGCGUGCAAGCACAUGAACACGCUCCUAGGAUGCAAGGACGCGCUGUCGAAGUACGUGACGGCGCAGAAGGGCCGGCAUGGGAAGCCGGUUGUCUCAGAGCGUGAGCUCGACGACUAUUUGUGGGACUACGAAUGCUUCCGACGGAAGCGUUUCAACUGGCCUCAGGACGUGCCUGGGCUCCAGCUGGAGGACGACUUUGAUGAAUCUGUUGCGCCCUCACCACCUGCCACGAAGACUAUCUUUAAGUUCUCCGCCGGCACGCCUCCGCAGGCGAAGCGCACCGUGUCAAUUGACGGGCUUCGCGCGCAUGUUUAUGGCGGUGCCACGGCAUCAACGGCAUCAAAGGAGCACUCGACACACGUUCGGACGAUCCGAGUGUACGAGGCGACAAAGUCGAUGCACCCUGGGGAAUGCGGGUACGGCGACCACUAGUUCUGCUGAGCUUUACUCCUUCCCUCCUCUCCCCUCCCCUCUCUUCCCGCGCUCCGAUUCUCGAGACUUUUGCAUCCUGAUUGGUCAUCAUGGCGCGAUUCCUUGGGUACUAGCUUCAUUUCAUUCGUCUUUGCGCAUGCUCGCAUCAUACCACGCUGCAUACACACAUUCUCUCUUCGCAUUCAUGACCGCCCAGCAUUCGACCAUCAUCAAUACUUAGCCGGAGCUGCUCUAAUCUUGCACCGUGCUCGCCAUCAUUCCUUCGCCCUUCGAUCGCAUUUGCAUACAUACCACCG
This is a messenger RNA of Dichomitus squalens LYAD-421 SS1, 2166 nucleotides long. RefSeq names its product S-adenosyl-L-methionine-dependent methyltransferase. The transcript has 4 exons. The coding region runs from base 167 to 1870 and encodes 567 amino acids. Lineage: Eukaryota; Fungi; Basidiomycota; Agaricomycetes; Polyporales; Polyporaceae. Gene Ontology annotation, molecular function: methyltransferase activity. The record is from RefSeq and is a predicted model, not a curated record.